This is a messenger RNA of Belonocnema kinseyi, 2134 nucleotides long. RefSeq names its product KAT8 regulatory NSL complex subunit 2 (gene dgt1). The transcript is spliced from 9 exons. Gene Ontology annotation, cellular component: NSL complex. Lineage: Eukaryota; Metazoa; Arthropoda; Insecta; Hymenoptera; Cynipidae. Bases 327 to 1769 code for a protein of 480 amino acids. The record is from RefSeq and is a predicted model, not a curated record.
UACACGGGCGAUCCAUAGGGCUGCUGCUUGAGCGCAUCCACCCAAACAAAAGAUAUCCGCAAAAGAUGAACAAAAAUCAAAAAUGGUGGAAAAUAGUCUGGUAGAAGACGAUCGUGUGAAACGUAACGUAAUAUUAUUGUGAACUUUUUAUGUUCUUUUCAUCGAUAUAGAAUAUAAUAAUCGACUCUGAAUGUCAUUAAAUUUGCUAGAAAGUGUGUUUUUCAAAGCUCAAAUGUGAAAAUUGCAAGUUUCUUCAUUUAUGAAUCAUAUAAGACAAAUGCAACGUGGUUUUAUUUAAUAUCAUAAACAACAGGCCUCGAUAAAAAAUGUUUCGAGUGCCAAAGACGGCAAUGCCAGCCGUUCCUUCCCCAAGUCCAGCGAAAAAAUUGAAGGAAUCUCAAGUAAGAUGUUCAUAUCCUUCGUUUGAAUGCACUCAGCCUUGCAUAGACGGAUAUUUAUACUGUAUAAAACAUGUUUUGGAAGAUCCAAACGCUCCCUUUAAACAAUGUGGAUUCGUGUACAAUACAAAUGGGAGAAAAUGCCAAAACGCAGCCCCAAAAUUGGACCGUAGAGAUAUUUCAUAUUGUCCAGAGCAUUCGAGAAAAGCUCAAAUCGCUCGAAUCAAGUCAACAUCGAAACAUUCUUUGCCACAAACUCCGGAAAUGUUGCUUCUCAAUUUGAGCCAUUAUGUAAAACCGGCGAAUUCUAUUGAGAAAGAGAAGGAAAACGACCCUGGCAAAGUUGAAGUUUUGGAUCCUUUCUCUCAAGUGGAUGCUUCGAGAGUAAAUGCAGGAGUGAGUGAUAUUCUCGACUAUGCAAGUUCCUCGGACAGUGAUGUCGAACCGACAAUCGUUAGUGACACAGUUCGAGGUCCUUAUCUCGACGACAGUGACACAGAAAGUGUUCACAGUCCACAGGAGGAUCCUUUGAAUAUUAAUUUUUUAAGGCACGCCGGGAUCUUCACUGCCGAAGAGGUGAUUUACAUCGCGAGGGAGAAGCUGAUAAGACUGCAGUCUUUGUACAUUGAUCAAUUUAGAAGACUGCAGUAUACGAUGAGGGAAAAGAGGAGGAAGUACCUUCACGCCCUGAAAAAGGAGAAGGAAACCUUAUGUAAUAUACACGAUCAGCCGAGGGAAACCGCGAAGGAAAACAAGAUCUAUGAGAAAUUGAAAGCUUUGAAUCAAUACCACAGAAAAAGUGGAUUCGAAGCGGUUCUUUAUCAAAAAUCCGUUGAUCGUCGCGCUCAGGUAACGGAAGGCCAACCACCAAAAGCUCCGAACGUUCCAAAAUGCAUUUUCACAGAAGGUGGAGUCAAAUGUGGAGAACGGACUCUUCCUUCAGCAAAACAUUGUCGAAAACACAUUUUAAGUGACCAGCAUCAAGUUUUGUUCAAAGCGUGCGGAGCUGUCAGAGCGGACAUAGAAUGCCACGAACCCGUACCGGCAAUUUUUGAGAUGAACUGCGUCUUUCACAUGGAUUUGCCACCCCAAAGUAAACUGGAACCAAUGAGGUUUACGGAGAAAAAAUGUACGAACGAGGAAAAGGCGCCAACGGAUAGUCAGUCAAUGGAAAUUGACGUCGUUGGCGAGCCUCAGGAAAUUGAUCCUGACGACGAUAUGGCUGGAAUUAUGCGUGAAUUGAAUGACACGACUCCUGUUCAAAAAGCAGCUUUAAACGAAAGUAUAAACCGCGAGGAAAGCAUUGACACUGGCUUCAGCCUAACGCAUCAUUUGAGCGAGUUGGUUAAGGUAGCUGAUACUUCUGUUUAGUUUUCUUUCUAAUUUUCAAAAUGUACACAAGGAAACUUAACUUUUUGAACUGAAACUAUGAAGUUUCAUAUUUAAAUAAAACUGAGAAUUAAGAUUUAAAAUUUCUAAAUAUAUGUGUUAAAACUCGUGAAGGCGACAUACGAAGUCGAUUGUUCCUCGUGCCUUUGUAUUUUCUUUCGUAAUGAAGUUUUGUAUAUUGUACAAUUUAGUUUCGAUUUAGAAUUGUUAUUUAAUGUGGAAGUAGUAAUAAUAUUUAAGGUCACUGUAAAUAAAAGACGAUUUGCGUCAGUGUGAUAAUUAUGCUGUAAAAAUAGUUAAGUUGUAAAAGAAGUGAAAAUAAAAUUAAAAAGUAACCAAAUUUUAAA